Molecule: messenger RNA, 420 nt
Organism: Williopsis jadinii
Lineage: Eukaryota; Fungi; Ascomycota; Saccharomycetes; Phaffomycetales; Wickerhamomycetaceae
Exons: 1
Coding region: 40-267 (75 amino acids)
Source: RefSeq, a predicted model, not a curated record
GCGCAACUACACACACAGCUUAAAUACAUAAAUCACAAAAUGGUUUCUUCUUCUGCUAUCAGAUCUUUCCACUCAUCAGCUUUGAGACUCAACAAAUCAGUUGCCUCUAAUGCCACCUCCCGUUCAAAAUUCACAAGUUAUCUGUUUGGCGUUACGGUGCUUUACGGUGCUGGUGUUUAUCUGUUGUACGAAUUCUACUACAAGAACAACAAAAUUACAAAGAUGUUCAAGCAGGAGAGAGCAAAGACACAUGCUCCUCACCUCUGAUCGUUUCAGCCUAGUCGUGUGCUGUUAGAAUUAUGGAAGGGGGUUAAUUCCUAGUUGUGAUCCUUAUAGCAUAUCUAUAUUCCAAUAAUGCCUGUAUGACCUUUAUUUAAGUACUUUGCAACACUUUACGUAGCAAUGAAUAGUGAGAUACAC